GUCUUGGUUACUGUCCAUAUAUAUAUAUUGGUAUUUUGUUUUAAGAGUUCGUCUUGCUGAUUUGUGUGCACCACGGAAAUGGGUUUUCUAGAUCAUCUUUCUGAGCUCUGUGAAUUCCAUCGAGGCACCAGCAGAAGGAAGCUCAGCAAACUUUGGAGAAAUCAACUUGAGACAGUGGAGAUACGAGUGAAAAUGGACUGCGAAGGGUGCGAAAGGAGGGUGAGGAAGUCUGUACAAGGGAUGAGAGGGGUGACGAAAGUAGAAGUGGAGCCAAAGAAGCACAAGCUGACAGUUAUUGGUUAUGUUGAUCCAGAUAAAGUAUUGCGACGAGUAAGACAUCGUACGGGAAAGAAGGCUGAAUUUUGGCCAUACGUUCCUUACGAUCUGGUGGAUCAUCCCUACGUGCGGGGCGUCUAUGAUAAGAAGGCUCCGCCAGGAUACGUCCGCAACGUCUAUGAUAACCCGCAGGUUUCGAACCUGGCGAGGGCGAGUUCUACUGAAGUCAACUAUAUUACUGCUUUUAGUGAUGAAAAUCCUCAAGCCUGCAUUAUCAUGUGAGAGUGAUCAAAAUUGAGCAAAAAAGCUAGUCAUAUAUUAUAUACUUUCUUACGGUAGAGUAGGGACUUUUAUGGAUUUUUAGCUGCAAGUGAUGCGUGCAAUAAAUUAACUAGUCGAUGUAAACUUGUAUUAAUAAGGUUUACUUGAUCUUGUAAGUAGUAUGUUAAAUAUUAUGACAGUUGUAAAAUAUUAAUCUAAUUUCGUGAAUAUUGAUAUUAUUUUCAUGAAUC
Molecule: messenger RNA, 788 nt
Organism: Solanum lycopersicum (tomato)
Lineage: Eukaryota; Viridiplantae; Streptophyta; Magnoliopsida; Solanales; Solanaceae
Product: heavy metal-associated isoprenylated plant protein 26
Molecular function (GO): metal ion binding
Source: RefSeq, a predicted model, not a curated record